UAGAAAAGUUAACAAAUUUUAAACAUUAUUUAAGACAACUAGUAUGUUAAGAACAAUUUCUCAACUGACUCCUGUAGUAGCACCAUUUCAAAUAUGGCUGAAACAUCAGUCAGUGUGUAGUUCAUAUAGUGUGGUUGGUUGUUACAGUAGUUCGUAUAACGAUUUAUCUUGCAUUAUUACGCAUCGGCUUAAAUAUUGCGUGUUUUAUCUCUAUAAAGUAACGAGAAGAGAAUUUCAGCAAUCCAGUAAAACUGCUAUCAUCACAUGCAGUCAGAUAAAAAAAGAAAAAAUGGCACCAACGCGUGUUAUUCUUUUUUCGUGUGGCAGUUAUAACCCUCCAACCAAUAUGCAUUUAAGAAUGUUUGAAAUUGCCAGAGAUCAUCUACAUAGAAUGGGCACGCAUAUUGUAGUUGGUGGAGUUAUAUCUCCAGUACAUGAUGCAUAUGCUAAAAAAGAACUAGCAAGUGCAACACACAGAUGUGCUAUGUUAAGAUUAGCUUUACAGAAUAAUGAUUGGAUUCGACUUAGUACUUGGGAAAUUAAACAAAAUGGUUGGUCAAGGACUAGAAUAACUUUACAAUAUCAUCAAAAUUUAUUAAAUUCCAUGGUAUUUGAUUCAAACAAUAUUAAACAUAAUAUUCCAAUUGAAGAUCUGGAAUGGAUUCCAGAAAAUAUAAAAAAUAGUUCUGAUCGUACACCAAUUCAAAUUAAACUAUUAUGUGGUGCUGAUUUAUUAGAAAGUUUUGGAAUUUAUGAUCUUUGGAUGGAUGAAGAUAUUGAUGCUAUUGUUGGAGAACAUGGACUUGUAGUUAUUACUAGAGAAGGUUCUAAUCCAAAUAAAUUUAUAUAUGAUUCAGACAUUCUUUCUAAACAUAUGCACAAUAUACACAUAGUAACUGAAUGGAUUCCAAAUGAAGUCAGUUCAAGUAAAAUAAGAAGAGCAUUAAAGCGAGGUGAAAGCGUCAGAUAUCUUUUACAAGAUGCUGUGAUUGAUUAUGUCUAUAAGCAAGGAAUUUAUGAUGCAAAGACAACAGCAUCAACAAUUAAGUUGGAACUGACCUCGCCCAAUGCGAAUAAUUACUUGACCAUUGAUUCCAAGUAUCAAAGCACCUUUCUCACGCCGUCGCCUAGCGACGUUACCAUGGAAUCCCCGAGUCCGAUUGAAAUUAUAUCCAUCGACGUGCCUGACACUGUUCUGCGUAAGAAUAUGCAGAACGCAACGAAUGUGGCUUGUGUCACCUCACGUCACGUCGGCGGCGGCCUCGAGGAGGCGCGCGAGAAAUUCAUUAACGCUCUCGUCGCCGAGAACGGUAACGCCAAACAUAUAACAACCGCGAAGGCCGCGUAUCCAGGUCUCGCGAAACAGAUCAUCGCCACCGAAACCGGCGAGUCGCAGAUCCUCGACGAGGGUACAGCAAAACCUGCAUGCCUACUGUAAGACAGAUAAUUGACUGUCUUGUUGCUGCUCGACCCAUGCCAAUCCGAUGCGGCCCCUGCCUUACUGCUAAAUGUUCUAAUACUGCUACUAACAAUCGCGAUAGUAAUGGCGUUAGUAGCACGGCUAACAGCAACAACAUCGACAACUACAUCAACAACAACAAGAAUUUACACGCCUACGAGAACAUUCAAAGCUUUAGUAUACGCGAAAAUAUCCCUAUUGGUUGCGCGAUUAAUCGCGACUAGAAUUUUCAUUUCUGUGCAGUGCUGGGGAAGUUUGAUGAAUCUUUCCCAUAUCUCAAAUCACAAUUUAAAUUUUUGCUGAAAUUUGUUAGAAUAGAAAAAAUAAGUUUAUUAAAUAAUAUCUUUUUUUUAUGUAGUAUUAGUCGUAAAGCAAUUUUUAUUUUAUCAAUAAAAAAUGUGUUUUCUUUUUUGUUGUCAGUCAGAAAAUCAUUUUGAAAAUUUGUAAGAUAAAUUUUAAUAGAAUUUUUAUUAAUUUAUUGAUUAUUUUAUUUAAAUUAUUUAAAAAUAUUGUUUUGAAUAACGAUAAUUAAUUUUUGAUUAAUAUUAAUUAUUAAUAAAUAAUUAUUAGCACUAUAAACUAUCUGCAAAUUAAUUUAAUAUUUUUAUUAACGUAUUUUAUAGAAAAAAAGUAUGUGAAAUAUUUUAUAAAGAUAUGUUUUAUUUGUAUAUACUUUUUGAUAUCUUUUAGAAAUAGAAAUUUUUUUAGAUUAAAAGUAUAAAUUAUAGUGGUUAUAUAGGGAAAAAAUUUUUUAAAUUUUUAUCUUUUGAAUAUUAAAAAUUGAAGAUUUAUCGUACCUGGAUUGAUAUAAGAUUCGAAAGCUUUAAAAAAUAUUUGUGAAUUGAAAUUGCUUUUCUGAAGCAUAGAUAAUAUUUUUAAAUUUGAAAAAAUGGAACUAUUUUUUUUAAAUAAAAAAAAAAUGAAGAGAAAAAAUGCAUAUGUAUAUAUCUUGUUAAUAUUUACUUUAUCUUGGUCAAAAGAUAUCAAGAUAAUAUCUUUUUAUUAAUUCUUAUUAUCAAUUAUUUAAUGUAAAGAAAAUAAUUUAAUUAUAAUUAUAUAUUAAUUAUAAUCCUAUUGAUUUACUAUUGAUUUAUUUAUAGAAUUUAUUGUUGAUUUGUACAAUUAAUUGAAAAAAUUAAAACUUUUUUUUUCGAAUAUUAUUAUCCCCGGCACUGCUUGCUGAUUGGAAAAAUUUUGCAAUUUUUUAAUUUUUUUCUUUCGUACUCAAAUCAUAUUUUUUAAUGUUAGAAUUUGAUACAUUUUUUUGCACUAUUAAUGUUAAAAAAAUGGUGUCAAAUUUGAUAAUUAUAUUAUAUCUCGCAAUUGUUGCAAAAGUAAUUAUCUGCAAAGAAAAUUAUUAAAUUUUAUAUAAAAUUUAUAUAAAAAAUUAAUUAAAAAAUUUUUUACAAUUUAUAUUAAUAAAUAAAUUUAUAAAUGACAUCAUUUUUUUUAUCAUUACAAAUUCAUAAAAUAUUUCAAAUUCUAUAUUUUAUUGUAUGAAUUUGUGAAUACACAAGCACAUAAACUUAUUAAAAGGCAUGUAUUUAAAUAUUAAGAAAAAAAGAAGAAAAAAAUAUUAUUUAAUAUUUGGCACGUUACCAAUGUAAUAAGAUUAUUUUCAUUUUUUAUAAAAAUUUAAACAAAGCUUAAAAAGGAAAAAUAAAAACAAAUAAUCAUAAAAUUGCUUCUAUCAAUUACAUUUAUUGAAUUAUUAUUAUAAAAUAAAGAAACAUUAAAUUAUUAACUUCAUUUAUUUAAAAAAAAGAUUAUAUUUUAUUUUUAUUAUUAUUAUUAUUAUUAUUAUUAUUCUUUUCUCACAAUAUAUUGUUAUUUUUUUAUAAUAAAUAAUAAGUCAUAUAAGUUGCGUGUUUAUCAUAAUUGCAUUAUUAUGUCGCAAUAUUUGCAGCAAUCUCUAGUUUUCUAGUAUUCAAUGAUGCAUUAAUUAAAAAUAAUUUCUGCUUUGGUACUUGUUUCGGACAAUUUGUGAAUGUUGUUUCGAAAUGAAAUCAAUGGUCAUACGGACACGCAAUAAAACAUGCAGGUCAAAAUUAUAUAGAGUCAAUCAAAUAGUGAUUGCAACACAAAGUUACAUCCUCAUUCCAGUAAUAAAGAUGAAAAUUUUCUUGUUUGAUGUUGUUGCAUGUUACAAAAAAACAUUCAAUAAAUUGAAAAAACUUUUUGCUUCAAUGAGGAGGUUGCUUCAUAUUUUACAUAAGAAAUUUAAAACUUUUGCUUUAAAAAUUUUACUUUUUUAUUUUGUAAAAUAUUAAUUAAACAUAAUAAAUUAAUUGUGAUUUUUAAAAUAAUUUGAAAAAAAAUCGAAUUAUAUAUAAGAUUUAUUCAUUAUUCAUUCACAAGAUGUUUUGUUAAAUAGAAAACAAUUUUAUCAGAAAAAUUUUACUAUUAUAUUUUUAUUACUAUUGUAAAAUAUGUAUAAUUUUUGCGAGCAGCAAAAGAUUUCGAUUUAGCGUCUCUUGGAUAUAAGAAUGGAUUUAUAAAAAAAAAUUAAAAUAAUUAAUACAUAUUUUAUAUACAUUGGCAAGAACGAAAGAAUGAAAGAAUGAAUGAAAAAGAAAGAAUGUUAGAAAUUGAAUAAACGCGAAAGAAAUUGAAUCAUCAUUAUAUUUUUAAAAAAAAGUUUUUCUUUUCUAAUUACAGUCGAGAAGAUUGUUUGUAAAGAUUAUGAGUAUCUAGAUAUUCUAGAUAUUAAUUUCAAUUUUUUCUUCUAGCAUUGUUUAAUAUAUUAACGACCGCUUAAUGUAAUAUUUAAGUGAUAUAUAUAUCAUAUCUAUUCUUCCAUGACUAAAACUAAAAAUAAUAAUUUAUAUUAGUUAUUAUUAAUUAUAAUUAAAUAUGAUAUUUGAUUCACAGUUACUUUACAUUUUUAUUUUUAUUUCAAUUAGAAAACCUUAUGAAUUUUUCAUUAUCGGUCGCUAAUGUGUUAACUAAUUAACUUACAAUACUGAACUUGCACUCUAAUGGAUUUAUAUAUAUUAUUAUAUAUAUUAUUUUUUAAAUUUAACAUCAAUAUAAAAUUUAUAUAAAAGAAAAAAAUAUGUACAAUAUUUGAAAUUUAAAAUUUAAAAAAAAAUUUAUUAUAAUAAUUAUUAUUAAAAAAUAAUUGAAAAAAAAUCUGUCUAUAUGCAAUAAGAGAUUAUAACGACUACAGCAUCUUCGAAAACAUUAAUGAGUUUAUUAGAAGUUCGCAAAAUGUAAUUAAAAAUUAAAAGAACUUUAUCUUUUAUAAAAAAAUAUCUAAUGAUUUCUUAAAAAAUAAUUAAAAUUCAUCUGUUUAUUGACUGCAAAUUUAAUAAAGUUGUUUGACGCGACUUUCGGAUUAGAAAAAAUUUUAUUAAUAUAUAUCGUGAGUCAUAUUAAUUUUCAUACUUCGAAAAUAACUAAAUAUCCAAUGAUUUUAGAGAUCUCGAUUUUAAAACAAAUAAAAGUUAAUAUAUAAAAAUGUCUAUUGAAACUUAUUUAUUGAAGUUUAGAUUUGAGGAAAUGAGAAAUAAUUUUAUCAUUACUUCAUUCUAUCUUCAUUUUUCUUCAUUUAAUGUAAACUUAAUAAAUAAACUUCAUUUUUGUAUAUUAAUUUUUGUGUUCAUAUUGAUCUCUAAAAUCAAAGAAAUGCCAAUAUAUUAACACUUCAUAUAUAAAACAAAAAUAUUUAUUUCGUUUUCUCAUUUAUCAGUAGAAAUAUUGAUCUAUAUUGAUCUAAUUUAUCAAUAGAAAAUAUAUCUCUUAAUAUAUAUCUCUUAAUAUACAUAUAUAUCACAUAUUAUAAAUACAAAAUUAAAAUUAAAUAAUAGUUCUUAAAUAUAGAAUUCCAUAUUUUCAAUCUUUUUUAUUUAUUUUAUUCAAUCAUUUUUUCAAAUGGAUAAUUUAAUAAUUCUAAUAUUAAAAAGAUUCUACGGAUUUAAAUAUUUACGUUUUAUGCAUUUAUAUACCUUAUUGUUUGUUGAUUAUCUAAAGCAAGAUAAAUCUAUUGGAGUGCAAAAAUCAAAUGUUGUAAUUUUUUGUUUAAUAAUAAUAUAAUAAUAAUAUGAUAAGUAAUCGCCAAAAAAAUCUUCCAUCAAAUAAUCAAGUGAAUAACAUUAUUUUUCUUAAGUUUAAUUAAUAAGUAUAUUUAGUUGCGAACAAGAUAAAAAAAAGUUAAAAUAGAAUUUGAGAUUUGAUAUUAAAUUUUAUUAUAAUUGCGUGAUUGCAUGAUUUAUUUGACGAUCUCUCAUCUAAAUGCCAACCAAUUUUAAGUUAUGUUUAAUAAUAUGUUUAUUUUAAAAGAUUAUUAAAUCAAUUAUAUAGCAAAUUUUAUUGAUAAAAUUAUUAUCAAUAUUAAAACGACGAUAUUUGCUUCUUCAAAUGAAUAUUUCUUUUAAAUGAAUAUUUUACCAUUUUAAUUUUUUAUUUUGCAAAAAACAUUCCAUUAUCGAUGUGACGUAUCCCAAUAAUAUUAUCAAUAAAUAUACUUCAAUCUAAGAGCGACUUAAAAAAAAAAUAAAUAAACAAAUAAAAAUAAAUAAAAUAUAAAAAAUUCACACGCAUAGUUCGCACGUUGUAUAUGUUUGUAUACUAUGUUAAUCUCCGAUAAUAGUGAUUGUUGUAACACAUGUAUCUGUGAAAGAUAAAUAAGUAUGUAAAAGGAGAUCAAUAAAUCAAAAACAAAAAAUUA
Apis cerana (Asiatic honeybee) is the source of this 6128-nucleotide messenger RNA. RefSeq names its product nicotinamide mononucleotide adenylyltransferase (gene Nmnat). Gene Ontology annotation, molecular function: nicotinate-nucleotide adenylyltransferase activity; nicotinamide-nucleotide adenylyltransferase activity. The record is from RefSeq and is a predicted model, not a curated record. Lineage: Eukaryota; Metazoa; Arthropoda; Insecta; Hymenoptera; Apidae. Gene Ontology annotation, biological process: NAD+ biosynthetic process.